Messenger RNA from Mesorhabditis spiculigera, 516 nucleotides. The record is from the annotation of a GenBank genome assembly. Lineage: Eukaryota; Metazoa; Nematoda; Chromadorea; Rhabditida; Rhabditidae.
AUGGAUGAUAACGACACCUCCAAUCGACCAACUUCGACAACAAUAUUUGUGGAAACGACCACCGAAUAUUGGGAAUGCAUUGAAUAUCCGACAGGCGAAUAUUUAUAUACCGACCCGGUUGGUGGGCGCUAUGCCGGGAAUUGGUUACCUAUACAAGCGGAUAGAAAUGUUGCCACCGACCCAUACGUGAUUACGGCGCUCUUUAUGGCCCGAAACUCAGGAAGGAAAAAACGGGCUGACGUUCGACUUUCAAUGAUGAUGAUAUCAACCCAAGCUGUCACCAUCACAUUUCUAUUCGCUCACUAUGUUACGAACCUCGUGGAAGAUCACGCAUCUAUGAACACGCCGAUCAUGAACUUCAUCAUCUUAGUCCUGGUACCGUCGCUGGGGCGUCAUGUUAUAACACUUCUUGUCAUCUGCUUUAAUAUGGAGACCGCGAAAAAGAAGAUGUCGAUGGUCACUGUGAGUGGAGUGGUGUCUUCUGGUCGACGUCGGAGUACAAAAACGACAGUGUUA